This is a messenger RNA of Zeugodacus cucurbitae (melon fly), 1637 nucleotides long. RefSeq names its product kelch-like protein 4. The record is from RefSeq and is a predicted model, not a curated record. The transcript has 6 exons. Lineage: Eukaryota; Metazoa; Arthropoda; Insecta; Diptera; Tephritidae. Bases 882 to 1493 code for a protein of 203 amino acids. Gene Ontology annotation, molecular function: protein binding.
CGAUAUCUCGUAAACGGAGCGAGAUAUCAAUUUUUUUUAUUUAAUAAAAAGUGUUUAUUUUGGGCUAAUUUACCUAAAAGUGAAUUCAAAUCUUGGCGCCCCAGAAACUAAAAUCUCCCCAUAUUUCAUUCACUUGGAAAGUCUAAUAACUAAAAAUGGCCACAAGUUCUUCGCAAACAACUGAUUCACAGCGUAAUUUGAGUGAAUUGGAAAUCGAUCAAUACGAAAUACAGAAUUUCAUGGGUCUUAUCCUUCAUGUAGUGAGACACAAUGGCUUAAUUUAAAUCUUUUUUUAUCAAUACUAUAUCAGCCAACGCGACGUAUUUCUCAAUUUUGAUGUUGAGAAAUUGCAAUGUCUUCUCGAAUCGGACAAUUUGAAUAUAACUUGUGAGGAAGAUGCCUAUGAUGCCAUAACUCGUUGGUAUCAUUACGAUGUUUCUGCGCGUCGACAACAUCUUCCUCGUUUAGUCGCUUGCCUGCGGCUCACGCAAUUCGAUGUGGACUUCCUCUUCACUCACAUUCAGUCUUUACCUGGCUGUGAGCUGUUGGACUUACAGGCGUCCACGUGGAUCAGUAAUCCCUCAGCAAGGAAUAUAAUAAAUAUCCGAUUUACUGAACCACGAGUAGGGAUCGGUGCUGAGAAAACAUUACUGGCUGUUCAUAGAGAGCGUAAUGAGACGAAUCCAUGCAUACUGCAAUAUAACAAAGCUAAGGACAAAUGGCAAAAAUAUGCGACUCUAAAUGAGAAUAGUGCGAACUCUAAUGCGAUUUUAAAGGAUGACAAUUUGUUAUUUAUUGGUGGUGGUGGUGUAUUUUCGCCAUUAUCCGAAAAAUGUCUCAGUUGGAACAUAAAAAAUAAAACAUGGCAAAAAUUGCCAGUAAUGCUCGAAGCAAGAUACGAUCCUAGUAUUGUCGAAUUAGAUGGAAAAAUCUACGCAAUUGGUGGUUAUGGUGAUAAUAAAACUGUUCUGCAGUCAGUUGAAAGGUAUACGGAAUCCAAUGGUUGGGAGUCCGUGGCACCUUUGCGUACAGCACGACGUGGGGCCGCACCAGUAACUUUCAAUGGAAAAAUUUACAUAAUGGGCGGUUUCAAUGGAAAUUGCUUAAAAUCCGUUGAAUGCUAUCACCCGGACUUGAAUACUUGGACUUCUUGUGCAGAUAUGUUAUAUGAUUAUUUUUCGGUAGCUGCACACAAUGGUCACAUCUAUGUUGUUGGCGAUUAUUAUUUCUCCUGCAUUGUUGAACGUUACGAUCCUCAGCGAGACACAUGGUCUAAGAUUUGCUCUCUGGAUGAUGCCUUCAGGGGCAGUCGCGCUUGCGCAUCUUUUGACAAUAAACUAUGGACUAUUGGUGGCAGCCUUCUGGAUGGGAGUACAGCAGUAGCAGUGUACAAUGAGGCAAAUGACUCUUGGGAAAUGAAGCGACCAUUAGCUGUAGGUAGGAUACGUUCAUGUUUUGUUGUUUCUUUGUCUUUACUGACAUCAAUACAAUAACUACUUAUAAGAAAAACACAAAAUAUGAUUAAUUUUCACUUUUUACAAUAUGUCUAACGCGAAUCAAAAGCUGAAAUGGUAAAAGUUUGUUGUAAUUGUCAAUGCUUUCGUUCUUGUUUUGGAAUAAAUAUAUAUAUAAAUAAA